This is a messenger RNA of Histoplasma mississippiense, 2079 nucleotides long. RefSeq lists its product as hypothetical. Gene Ontology annotation, biological process: DNA-templated transcription. Gene Ontology annotation, molecular function: DNA binding; DNA-binding transcription factor activity, RNA polymerase II-specific; zinc ion binding. The transcript is spliced from 5 exons. NCBI's taxonomy places the organism in Eukaryota, Fungi, Ascomycota, Eurotiomycetes, Onygenales, Ajellomycetaceae. Bases 1 to 2079 code for a protein of 692 amino acids. Gene Ontology annotation, cellular component: nucleus. The record is from RefSeq and is a predicted model, not a curated record.
AUGUCCGCAUCCACCAGCCCUCCCCCGAAAGGAGUUCCAAGGGAUUAUCAUUCAGUUCCUAUUUCCACUGGCACCCGUCCUUAUAGAUCUCACAAGAUUCGUGCGUGUGAUUUAUGCCGCAAAAGGAAAUCUCGAUGUACAGUCGAUCUGCCGGGAGAAUCAUGUCUUCUUUGUCGCGUUCAAGGCGCUGAUUGCCACUACCGUGAGGGUCCCAUAAAGCCCAUUACAACUCGGUUUUAUGAUCGAAAUUACGAGCAGAGUGCUGGAGGGAGUGCAGUCCCGCUCGGUGGAUCGCAAUCCCCGCAAAAACGACAACCGACCCAUCAAUCGCCGAGCUUCUCAGGGGUGCAAACAUUGGCAGAUGAGACACCCAGCCCAAACUCAAAGUCCGGUCCGCAAGGUGACAGAAAAGCUGGACAUAGCUCUCCACGCGCAUUUGAAGAGCCAUUUGGUGAAUCGGUCCAUAUCGUUGGGCCAGUUGCUGCUGAGGAUGCUCAGGUUAUUGAGCGAUUCAUGCCAUCGGAAAACUCCAAAAAACGACCAGAUGCUAAGACUCCAUACAACGUUUAUUCCAAUGACCCUAAGAAACCAAUCCUUUAUACUACGGUGUCAAGGCGCAGACAAGGUCUACGAACAACUGGGAUUCCUGGUGAGAGCCAGAAAGAAAUUCUCGAACAGAUUCUUGGCCCGUUUAAGCACGAUUUAGUAAAAAUAAUAAAUUCUUCAUUCCUCAUCUUUGAUGAGGCUUCCUUCCUGGAAUCCUAUAAAUCGGACAAUGGAAGCCUACCACCCGCUGUGAUGUGCCAGGUAUAUGCCCAGUCCCUUAUAUACUGGGGUCAGUCUCAAACUCUAGCACCACAUCCCAAACCAGAUAUUCGAUACGCUGUCAAUCUUGCAGUUGCUGCAUUGCAUGAGGAGUUUUCUGCGCCAGGGUUAUCAACAUUGAGUGCUUCUUUGAUAGACCUAACAGGCAGGCCGAUUUUCUCCAUGACCGGUAAUGCAAUUAACAGCGGUCGGACAGUGGCCCUUUCUCACAUCCUUGGCCUCAAUCGUGACCCGAGUAGUUGGAAACUCUCACGUGCUGAAAAACAUCAGCGCAUUCGCUUGUGGUGGGGUGUUCUCAUUCAUGAUCGGUGGGCGAGCCACGGGCAUGGCGUUCCUCCACAAAUUAAUAAAAACCAAUAUGACGUACCACUUCCUACGGUCCAAGUCCUAGUACAUCAAGGGAACCUUAACCCUCAAAGGAUAAAGGCAGCGGAAUGUUAUAUUGCGUUGUGCCAGCUCACCGAGACGUUAGGUGAUCUACUCCCACUGAUAUACGGAUUGCAGCCAAAAUCCCAAAAUGAAACCUCUAAAACACUUCGAAAAUUACGGACAAAUUUGGAUACGUGGGAAGAUUCACUCCCUGAAUGGCUGAAGUGCUCCCCUGCAGAUUCUCUGACCCCUGUUUCGGGAUCCAGCAGCUUAUAUCUCGCUUGGCUGACUUUGAAAAUGCUCAUUUGCCGGGUUGAAUUACAGGUGACGUCCUCCUUCAACUCCUCGAAUGUUGGAUCCCCGACCAAUCCUGAAGGGCGGCAGUAUUUCCAGACUGAAUGCAGGAGAGCAGCAGAAGAUGUAGUGGGAUUCAUGAUUUCAUUGAAACGACUUAAUUUCGACGAAUUCUGGCUUCCUUAUAGCGCUUAUCAUCUCACAUCAACCGCGACACUUUUGGUCCGAUGUGCCCUCGAAACGUCCGACUCAGCCAUCGCUCGAUCUUGUCUAUCUAAGGUAGACGUACUUCGUGAUGCACUCUACCGAGCCCGAGUGGAGUACGACUGGGAUCUUGCCGAUAUGUGUCUUGAUCAUUGUGAACGGAUCUUGACCAAGCAACGGGGAAUUACUUCAGAUGAUGCACCAGGUGUCGACCAAACCAAUCAAACCCCGGAUCCUGCUUGUUCGCUUCUCCCAGAUACACUAACGCAGAAUGACAUUGUCAACGAUAUGAUGUCAAUCUCCGGCACGUUUGGUACAAUGGAUGGGUUCCCGUUUGAUAUGACUGGAAUUUGGGAUGUGUCCGGGUGGCAAGAUGACUUUGGGUGA